Erythranthe guttata (spotted monkey flower) is the source of this 1882-nucleotide messenger RNA. Its product is annotated as trihelix transcription factor ENAP1. Lineage: Eukaryota; Viridiplantae; Streptophyta; Magnoliopsida; Lamiales; Phrymaceae. Gene Ontology annotation, cellular component: nucleus. Gene Ontology annotation, molecular function: transcription cis-regulatory region binding. The record is from RefSeq and is a predicted model, not a curated record.
CGUCUUUCCAGAAGCACACGGCAAUUGCAUGACCGGACAAAUCCCCCCAAACCCACGCUCCUCAUCAUCGGCCCAUCCGUCUCCCCUUUCACCCACUUUCCGUCAAAGCCCAAAAAACCUUUAGCGACAAAAAAAAUAAAAAUUAAUUAAAAGAAAUUAGAAACAAAAAAACUCCAAAAUUCAUCGAACCCCAAAAGCCAGCCAAUCAAUCACCGCAAACAAUCAGUGACCAAACCACAGACGUUACGUUUCGCAGUUACCAAUGACAAUAUGCUGCCGAAAUCGCGUGACCGUCGACCCCACGCGCGCCCCCCCGGCGAUUACCCUCUCUCUCACCAGUCAGCCCUAUCCCCUCCCCCCUUUUCCCCCAAUACAUACAUAUCCUUUCACCACGACCACUCCCCCCCACCCCAAUCCGCCGCCUCUUUUUUUUCAUCGCCGUCUCUUCUCUCUCUCUCUCUUCGCAAUACUAUUAUUUUUUACCGUUCAAUUGUUAGGGUUAUUGUAGAUCUAUGGGUGAUUUAACGGAAUCGUCUACUCCUCAGGCGCCGGCGUCACGGCAGGUUCCCUUCCGUGAGGACUGCUGGACGCAGGAGGCCACAUCCACGCUCGUUGACGCCUGGGGACGCCGUUACUUGGAUCUCAACCGCGGCAAUCUCCGUCAGAAGGACUGGCAGGAGGUGGCCGACGUCGUUAACGCGCACCACGGCCACACGAAGAAGACCCGCCGCACCGACGUUCAGUGCAAAAAUCGGAUCGACACGCUUAAGAAGAAGUACAAGGUCGAGAAGGCGAAGAUCACCGAUUCCGGCGGAGCAGCAUCCUCGCCGUGGCCGUUCUUCCCUCGUUUGGAGUAUCUAAUCGGAUCUAAUCUCAACAAAACUCAGGGUAAAGUAUCGCCGUCGCCUAUGCCGCUGGCGUCCUACACGCCGCCGUUGUGUCUUCCUGCGCCGCCGCUGGCUGUGCCGCUGCCCUACCGUAACACUCGCACCCCGGCGGUGUUUUCGCCGCCGAUUCUGCCGCAGAAGCGCCCGAUGCCUUCCCCAGCCGUGGAGGAGUCCUAUUUCAGGAAGAAUUAUUCAGCGAUGGCUGCUGCAGCAGCAGCCGCCGCAGCUGAGGAUGAAGCGGAGGAAGACGACGGAGAGUUGGAUGGGGAUGAAGCAGAAGGGAGCGAGGAUAGAGCCGCCGAGGAGGAAGAGGUCGGAGAAACAGGAAUGAGGAGACUAGCCAAAGCUAUAGAGUCGUUCGGGGAGAUAUUCGAGAAAGUGGAAAGUAUGAAACAGAGGCAGAUGAUCGAGCUGGAAAAACAGAGGAUGCAGUUUGCUAAAGAUUUGGAGGUUCAGAGGAUGCAAUUGUUUAUGGAUACUCAGAUUCAGCUACAGAAGAUCAAGCAGGCUAAACGUUCCGGAUCUUCCGAUGAUAUUUAUAGCUAACUGUGCGGAAGGAAUGUCGAUUGUUCCUUCAUAUGUAGGAGUUGAGUCACCAGAAGUUUUGGUCAUGUUAAUAUCUGAAGAUCAUUUUACUUUACAAGAACUACUUCGAUGGCUGAUCUGGUAGCAGAGGGAAACGCUUUCAUCUAUGUGAUGCCGAACGCAUUCGUUUUUCUGUUGAUAAAAACUAUGGUUGUGUUUGAAUAUUGUUUUUCGUAUAACAUUAUUGCACAUUUAGCUUGAGACAUAUUCAGAUGCUGUUGGCAAUGUGAAGUUCUAUAUUUAUCUUGUCUUGUUGACUAACCUACCGUUGGAUGAGAGGGGUCGUUCUAGCUUUAUGUUUGGUGUUUGGAUGCCUUUUUGGAGGAUGUUGUAAUCGAUCUUUUAGUUCGUAUGUGUAAUAAUCCCCCAGUUGUUUAGUUCUUCUGACUAAAUUGUCGCUAGUUUCUUCA